Molecule: messenger RNA, 1992 nt
Organism: Spodoptera littoralis (African cotton leafworm)
Lineage: Eukaryota; Metazoa; Arthropoda; Insecta; Lepidoptera; Noctuidae
Source: the annotation of a GenBank genome assembly
AUGGAUUUAGAUAAUCAAAAUGAAAUACCACAUGUAGACAUAACAAAAAAUGGCCAAACUAAUUUAGAGGACCCUGCUAUGUCAACUUUCUUUAAUCGAUUAAUAGAGCCUAGCACCAGUUCACUGUCUGACCAACAAGAGCAAAACGUGUUAAGGAAGUCCUUCGAGUCCCACAACGUUAGUGAUUACAUUGAUAGUGAAGAUUCAUGGAAGCCAGCCUCAUCGUCUAGUGGUUCAGAUGAAGAUGAGUCAGCUCAACAAAUUGAAGAAGAAACGAGUGUUGGUAAAAGAGGAUAUAGGAAAAUAAAACCUUUACCAAAACGUCUAUUAUCAAAAAAAAAUCGCAGUGCGGCUAUGGGGAAAUCUGUUCAACCUAAUCCUUGCAUGAAUAAAAGAUGCGGUAAUUCAUGUGCAAGUAAAUUUACUGAAGACGAUCGUACUAAUAUUUUUGAAAACUAUUGGGGAUUAGGUUGUGCUAAAAGACAGAAAGAUUUUCUAUUGUCAUGUGCUAAGGAGAAACCAAUUGGCAGAAAAAGAGCUAAUAGUAAUAUUCGCACAAAAUCAUAUGAUUAUUUUAUAAACUACAAUGGACGAGUAUUAAAAUACACCCUUGAAAAUGCCAAUACCAUUUUGAAUACCACUCUAGAAGGCAGCAGAACCCGUCAUCCUCAUAAUAAAGCUGGUGAAGUGGAAGUUGCACAGAUAAAAUCGUUUAUUGAGAUGUUGCCCGCAGUUCCAUCCCAUUAUUGUCGCAAUAAAAGCACAAAAGUCUAUUUACCUCAAGAGUUUCAGAACCUAUCGUUUUUGUAUACACUGUAUGUUCAACAUUUGAAAGAAAAUAAUCUAGAAUCAUCCAUUUUAUCAAAAAGAGUAUUUCGUCAUAUAUUCAAAACAGAUUUUAAUAUCGGAUUUCAUUUGCCUAAAAAAGAUAAAUGUAUGUUUUGUGAGAAAUACAAAAAUUUGCCAUCUGAAAACAAACCAAUUUUUGAACAAACCAUUGAAUAUAAAAAUCACAUGCUGGAUAAAGAAAAAUGCAAGCUACUGUUUUUAGAAGAUCAAAAAAUUUCCAAAAUAGCGGAUUCUAACGCCUUAUGCGUGAGCUUUGAUUUACAAAAAGUCCUGAAUACGCCACAUGGUAAGAGUGUGACCUUAUAUUACUCAAGAAAAUACGCAUAUUACAAUGAAAGUAUCUAUGAAAGUGGCACAAGGAAUGGAUAUUGUUAUGUGUGGGGUGAAAGCCAGGGAAAAAGAGGCUGUAAUGAAAUAGUUACAGUUCUUUUUAAUUAUUUGAAUAUGUUAGAUCAAAAAGGUACCCAUACUAUCGUCAAUUUAUAUUCUGACAGUUGUGCUGGGCAAAAUAGAAAUCGUGCUAUGAUAUCCAUGUUAAUUUAUUUUUUGAAAACUGCAAAAAAUAUUACUCAAAUAAAGAUUACUUAUCUUUUACCUGGACACACCAUGAUGCCUGUUGAUUCUAUUCACAGCACCAUUGAAAGUUUUGUUCGUAAUAGAACAGUAUGGGCUCCAUCUGAAUGGCCGACUAUGAUUACUAAUGCCAGAUCUAACCCUAAAGGCUACGUAGUAAAUGUUUUAAAUUAUGGAGACUUUAAGGAUUGGAAGUCCUAUUCACAAGCUUUAUUACCAGCCAAAUUCAAAAUAAAUUUUAAUUCGUUGAGAGUGGUGCAUUUUCACAAAAAUAAUCCUGUUGUUUUAUUCAAAUAUGGAUUUUCCGAAGAUUGUGAACAUAAUACACUUAACUUGGACUUCGUCAUAAGAUCAAGAGCAAGCAAUGCUAUUGUACAAAAAGGACCCGCACCCUUAUACGACAACGAGCUCAGUAUUUCAGCAGCUAAAUACAAAGAUCUAAAGGAGCUAUGUAACAAAAAUGUAAUACCAAACAGAUACCAUGAAGAAUACUUGAGUUUGAGGCAUAAUGAAACCAUACGUGACACUUUACCUGAAACGGAUGAAGAUGACUCAGAUAAGGAGAAUUGA